Lolium rigidum is the source of this 1982-nucleotide messenger RNA. RefSeq names its product protein FAR1-RELATED SEQUENCE 1-like. Gene Ontology annotation, biological process: regulation of DNA-templated transcription. Gene Ontology annotation, molecular function: zinc ion binding. The transcript has 6 exons. Bases 1215 to 1760 code for a protein of 181 amino acids. The record is from RefSeq and is a predicted model, not a curated record. Lineage: Eukaryota; Viridiplantae; Streptophyta; Magnoliopsida; Poales; Poaceae.
GAUUCAGCAGAGUCCACUGGGCACGGGAAUCCCAGUUCGCCUGGCUGGACAAAAAGGUACGGGUCGGCCGUGCCCCGCCAGACAGAACUCAUUGCGUGGACAUGCAAAGCGCACUAGAGAAAUUGGUCUGGUGUUAUGCAGAUAAGUUGGGAGACAAGGUCAUUGACCCUUCGCUUGGUACAAGUUUCGACUCCCUGAGUGAAGCCUACGAUUUUUAUAACCUGUACUCCUGGGAGCAUGGCUUUGGGAUCAGAUAUGGAAAGAGCCGGUUAAACGCAGAGAAAACAAAAAUGCAUGCUAGAAAUCGUCUGCGGUUCCUAGGGGAAGCCCACUGCGGAGAAUACAAGGUCCUGUCGGUGUGAAUGCCCUGCCAUGAUCCGACUGCUGAGGUCCGUAGAUAAUGGUUGGCACAUUACAGAGCACCGGGUCACUCAUAACCUUUUGCUGACUGAGAGGUGAACAUAGACAUGUUCACAAAGGACUUGGUGAAACAGCUAAGAGCCAACAAUUAUUAAUAUUGGCAAGGUUUACAGCAUCAUUGGUAGCUUCUUUGGAAGCGUUGACAACCUACCGUUGCGAUCACUUCGUAAUUUGUGUAGCCAGCUUAGUCGAGAAGAGGCCGAUGAUGAUGUAAGAAAAACAAUUGAUGUUUUUUACCAGAUAGGUGCGAAGGACCCAGAUUUUGUGUUGAGAGUCCAGGCUGACACGGAUACCAGGAUCAAGAACCUCAGGGCGGCUGCAAUAUAAUAUUUUGGUGAUGUCGUAACAUUUGACACGACAUAUAAAACCAACCGACCAGUGUCGAGCAAUGGAGGUAGCCAUAAAGAAAGUCAUGCCGAAGAAAGCGAAGAAAUCGCAUCAUUGGUGCAAAUGGCACAUGCUGAAGAAAGCGAAGGAGUGCCUGGGGCCAUUAUUCACGAGGUGGCAUGCGUUUCGAGCAGAAUUCCACAAAGUGGUAAAUGAAAUGUUGACGGUGGAUGAGUUCGAGCAAGCUUGGGACUUGAUGCUCGAGAAGUACUAGCUUAGGUCACAUCCCUACAUGACACAAUUAUAUGAGAUCAGAGAGAUAUGGGCUAAGUCUUAUUUCAAAGUGGUUUUCUGUGCAAAAAUGACUAGCACGCAAUGAAGCGAGAGUGCGAACAGUAUGCUUAAGAAGUACAUACCCAAAGGUUGUUCGAUGCACAUGUUUGUCCGUCAGUACAUGAGGUUGCUAUAUGACCGUGAAGCAGAUGAAAGCUACGAAGAGAAGCGUACACAAGUUCGGGUCUGUCGUGCGAUAUAAUUUUACAAUUGAAAGACAUGCCAGUAAGGUGUACACGAGAUCAAUGUUCGAGCAAUUUGGGAAGAUGAUCUUCAAAGCAUGCGCAUACAAGGUGGAGGAGGUGGAGAAGAACAGACUUUACAGAACCACACACACAGAUGCCUCCAGGCGGGAAAAGUGGAGCAGAGUAUUUGAUGUGAAUAUACUAGAUGAGGGGGAGCAGUUCGAUUGUGAGUGCGGAAUGUUUGCACCCAUGGGGAUGCUUUGUGGGCAUGCUCUGAAGGUGAUGGAUUAUGUUGGAGCAACUGAGAUAUUUAAAAAGCAUAUCCUGAAGCGGUGGACGAGAGAUGCAAGGGGUGUGCUUCCGGAACACAUGCGGCACUACCAGCGUGACCAGGCAGCAGGGAAAAAUUUCACAAAGAGGCAUUCCAUUCUAUACAUACAAGCAAUGGAACUUGUUAGGCAGGAGAUACAAGUGCCACAGCUUAUGACAAGUUAGCAUGCCUGUCCAAGGAGAUCCUUUUCUACCAUGGCUUUCGAAGAAACAAGGGAUGGCCUUGGCUUGGAGGACAGACCAUCAUGGGUGGGCCUAUGUGUAUUUUUGGGUAUUCAGGUGAAUACCCAAAUUUUGUAUUAAACUUUUCAAAUUAUAUUAUACAACUAUCAAUUAUUAUCUACAUUGUAUAAAAUGCAAUCCAAGUAUUGACACAAGCAUUUGGUU